ACCGGUGGAGACGGCCCAGUUCAUAUGAUGGAGAAUCCAGUGACUCUCUCUCUCUGUUGAUAUAAGCCCAGUGGUAAUGAAUCCCAGCACAAUCUACUUUUAGCGAGGAUAGCAACGGGGGCCAGGAAAAUGCAAAUAAUUGAGGGAAGUUGCUCUUUGCAGCAGACUGCACAGUUUAGUCCUGUCUCCUGCUAUCUGCAGCACUGUCCAUAACAGAACGAGUGGUUCGCUUCAGCCAAUCUUUUGCCUGGCAAAUCUUGACUUUUCUAUCAAGCCAGGCACUCCUGGAAGAGAUCGGUUACAUUUUUCCCCCCAAGAAAUCAGGUGAAAGUCUUAAACCUCAGUGGGUGUCUUUGAGGACACAGAGCUUGUGGUCAAUGCUUAAUAAGCACCUGGUGCCAACUUCGGAUCGCCAGCUGGAGUAACUCCGUUGAGGUACCCGGCCCUGUUCUUGUGCCCAGGCGGGAUCGGGCUGACUGCUGGUUACGCUGCCUGCACAGAGGGACGAGGGCUGUUUCAGCACAAGGAAUGACUCCUUUAGCCCCACCACAAACCAGAUCCCAGCGCCCAUCGUGUCCGCUGCAGCCAUGUUAGAGGUGGCCCAUUGAAAGAGUAGGGCGGGGCUGUACUCUCCGCCCUUAGGCUAUUUGGGGGCAAUCAGUGGCGGAGCCUAUGCAAAAACCAACCAACCAAACAAACACCAUGAGAGGCCUCGACUUGCUGUGAGCGCAAUUACAGCGAGCGAGGGCCACGGGGGCAGCACAUGGGUAGCACCGCAGUGCUGCGACACCCCGUUUUAUAGAGCAACGGCCCGGCUCCAAGUCUGCCCGUCGCAGUUUCUUGUCUAGGGCAGAAGCAGGAUCCUUCACAGGCUCCCCGGAGCCCCAGGAAAUGUAGUGGCAGAGCCCCGAGGAGGCGUCCCGGUUCCCCCGCCCAUGCUCCUACGCGUGCCAUUAAGUCUCCCCAGCAGGCGAAGCGUUUGGAUCCCUUUGCAGAGCUGCGGGCACGAGCCGGUCCAGGGGCAAAGCUCAGAACUAGCCUCUGCUUUUGUGCUGCAGCGGGGGAUCCCUCGGACAGCUCCCCCACCCGGCAUUCCUCCACCCCACCCCCCUAGCCCCUUCCUCCUCCCCCAGCUCCCUGCCACGCUGCCAGCUCGGUGCAUUUCGCAGCCCGCCCGUGCAGCGCCAGAGCCGGGAGCUCGCUCUCCGCCCGCGCAGCCCGGCCCCCGACAGGACUCCCCGGCCGAGAGAAGCAUGGAUGUGAGGCUCGGAGCCGCUCUGCUGCGCGUCCCGGGCCUGCUGUGCCUAGUCCAUGCCAUGGCUCGCAUCGGGGCCGAGCAAGAAGUGGAGAACCUCUCGGGGCUCUCCACCAGCCCCGAAAAGGACAUUUUUGUGGUGCGGGACAACGGCACCACGUGUCUGAUGGCCGAAUUCGCAGCCAAACUGAUGGUCCCUUACGAUGUGUCGGCCAGCAAUUAUGUCGACCUGAUAACAGAAGAAGCUGAGAUCCCGCUUGCCCGAGGAGCAGAAGUGAAGGGGAAAUGUGGCACUACCGAAUCGGAGCUCCAAAUCUCUUGGCUAGACAAAGUUUACACCCUCAAGCUGUAUUUUGUAAAGGAAGGCCACAACACAACCAAGAGGCAAGAGGCGGUCUGGAAAAUGAACAAGAUCCAGUUUGUCUAUGAUUCUUCGGAGCGAACCUACUUCAAAGAUGCCGUCAAUCCUGGCAAGCACACAGCCAACUCGCACCACCUUUCUGCCUUACUCACCCCCGCUGGGAAAUCCUACGAAUGCCAAGCUCAGCAGACCAUCUCCCUCAUCACCAGCGAUCACCAGAGAACCGUAAUCCUCUUGCUGUCAGAAGUCCGCAUUCAGCCCUUUGACAUCAGUGCUGACUUUGUCUUCAGCGAAGAACAUAAGUGUCCAGUGGACGAGAGGGAACAGUUAGAAGAAACCCUGCCUCUAAUUUUGGGUCUGAUAUUGGGGUUGAUGAUUGUGAUAACCAUCUGCAUUUACCACAUCCACCACAAACUGACAGCCAACCAGGUACAACUUCCUCGAGACAGAUCUCAGUACAAACACAUGGGAUAGAUGGCAGGAUGCAUCCAAACUGAGUACUUAUCAGGUAGACAAAGCAAAAGCACUUUUUUUCUGUAGGUGAGGACACACACAUGAGAUAUCUACAGUAUAAUGGCCAAAUGGAGAUGAAAACACUCUUCACAGUCAAAGCUUCAUUCUCUUCUCAUAUUUUCUUCUCAUAUUCAAACCCCAACAUUUUACUCUCCCCACAUAUGCAGCACUCCCAUUCCAUACAUGUAUGAAGAGCUGGGUAUUGGAGUGAAGAUUUACCGCUCCGAGUUUUGCUCUAAGCAUUAAUUUAGUGUAUUCAUUAUUAAGAGCCAUGUCCUGCAUUCCUAACACAUUAGAAAUUCCCCCGGAAGUUAAUGAAAGGAUUCUAGGAGUAGCCACAACGUAGACAUUUUAUUCUGAAAAAUCCAGGCCAGACCUUCAGCUGGUGUAAAUUGGUGUAGCUCCAGUGAAGUCAAAGUCAGCUGAUUUUAACCAGCUGAGGCACUGACCAUGCAUUUAAGGUUGAGAGAGGAAAGUUUGUUUUUGCUUCAGAGUUACACUUACAAAACUGUUGAUGCACAAAAUAUAGAGCACCACGCUACUGCAAGUCAAUCAAGAAAUGCUUCUGGCUGGGCAUCCUGCACGUAUUGUGAUUGUCUUUGAAACGUUACAUUGCUACCUACACCUGACAAUUUCACAACAAAACAAAAAUGUUACCGUUACUAUGCAGAUCAUUUCAGCUGUUACCCAAUGUAACAGAAAAUAUGAACUCUUAUCAGCUAAUGUAAAACAUUUUUAAAAUGAAUUAAAAUAUAUACCUGUA
Molecule: messenger RNA, 2892 nt
Organism: Mauremys reevesii (Reeves's turtle)
Lineage: Eukaryota; Metazoa; Chordata; Testudines; Geoemydidae
Gene: LAMP5
Product: lysosomal associated membrane protein family member 5
Exons: 7
Coding region: 936-2090 (384 amino acids)
Cellular component (GO): membrane
Source: RefSeq, a predicted model, not a curated record